UGUGGCGCACAGGCAGUUCGCAGCCCUCCUCAGUGGGAGAGAAGUUUUCGCCAAAGGAUUCUGUCCAAGAAUUAAAACACCUUCAUGUCGACUCUGUUGGAUACUAACCGGCCGAUGCUAUGGUUACCUUUAUUACGUGGACUCUGUGACUUGCUGAUAACAGGAGCGACUGUGGAAUGAUGCCCAGAGAUGUGAUCACGCAAAUGAACCCCUGAAUUCUUUACUAUGUACAUAGUACCUCUGGUUUCAUCAUUCUGAACAGGUACUGGGCUUGAGAGGUAGAAAGAGAUUUGGACGUCAGAGGGAGCAUCCAAUUAGCUACAAAUUGGAUGCCGACUGCCAAACAAACAAAGAUCUUACAGGUGAAUCUAGUGAUGUCCAUCCUGCUCUAUGUGAUGGUCCUCGUGUACCUCUAUGGUAUCCAGGCAACCAACAUGGAAAACAGUCGCCAGGGGCAACAGCAGCAACAGCAGCAGCAGCAGCAGCAGCACCAGCAGCAGCAGCAGCAGCCCAGUCCGGACCCUUUAAACUCCCUCAUCAUCCAGCUCCUCCAGGCUGACCUGACCAGAGGCAGGACAAGGGGGAACCAGACCCAGCAGGGGAAAAGCAGGGACACGGACCACCGCGAUGCGCUGCCGCCUCUCCACAGUGCUAACCUGGUUCCGGAGGAACGCGGGGACGCGGAGCAGUGGGGAGAGGCGGGCCGCAGCGGCGAAAGCAACGCCAGUGUGGACGAGGGGCAGAUAACCAUGUUGAACUCGGACCUACUGAGGCAGCACAAGCGCUUUAAUUCCCCCCGAGUGCUGCUGAGUGACCGAGCACCGCUGCAACCGCCGCCGCUGUAUAUGGCGGAUGACUUUGUAAGUGGCGGACCAGAGGGCGAAACAUCCGGAAACAAGACCCGGAAGAAGCGCUACACUGAACACAAGAGUUAUCGCGGGGAAUACUCCGUGUGCGACAGUGAGAGCCAGUGGGUGACUGAUAAAACUCAGGGGGUGGACACGAGGGGAACCCCCGUCACCGUUUUGGGCAAAAUUAAAACCAGCGUGACUCAGGAUAUUAAACAAUAUUUUUACGAGACGCGUUGUCAGACCCCGCGGCCUUUCAAGGGAGGCUGCAGGGGUAUUGACGACAAGAACUGGAACUCGCAAUGUAAGACGACACAGACUUACGUGCGAGCGCUAACGCAAGUUCGCAACUCAGUCGGCUGGAGGUGGAUACGCAUUGAUACUUCUUGUGUUUGCGCACUGUCCCGGAAACGUCACAGGACGUAAACCCCCCCCCCAACCCAGAAUUCUACGUUCCAUUUCCAGUUCACAGUGCUCUCCACCACAGGAAUAUGCAUUGAAGUGGUGAUAUAAAAUGACACAUCUCUUGAAGAAAAUCCGGGUCCAUUUCAAUGAAUUUCAGGCUGCAAAUCCAAAUUCAAAUUUCAUGGUGCAGCGCUGCUGUUUUGGAAGAACUCAUCUGAGUCAGGGUGUGAAGGGGAACUGUAUAUAUAAAUUAUUUAAAUUAUAUGAAAUGCAUGUAGUUUAUACAUGUUUAUCUAAAUAUAAAUGUAUGAAUAUAUUUGUGUUAUUUAUUGAAAGAAGUCUGCUUCCAAAGGAACAAAAAUCUAAAAAAAAAAUAAAAAAAAAAAAAAUAAUAAUAAAAAAAAAGAGAAUACAUGACAAUGGACUUAUGUCAAGACUACAAGACCAAGAUGGGCUGCAAAGAUGCUUCACACUGAGACUUAUUAUGUGCCUUGACCAGUGUGGCUGCAAAGCAAAGUGGGACACAUUCACACACAAAACAGGUGUAAAAACUUUCAGCAACAGUUUUGAGAUUUGAUUGGGCACACAUACGAAAUAUUGAAAAUUGGCCAAACCACCUUUACAAACAGUUCAUUCUGUGACGCUUUACACAAACUAAAUCCAGAAAUUGCUGUCAGUGAAUGAAGUGAUGGUUAAAAAAAAAACAAAAAAAAGUUGUUCUUUUGUCUACACUGAUGACCCUCGUCACGAAACUGGUGUCACAAGCAAUAUAUGUUUUUUUCCUUUUAAUAAAAUAUAUAUUAAAAAAAAAAGUAAUGUUUGGAAAUAUUCCAUGAGCAAAGACAUGAUACUGUAUAUUGGUUUACCACAGACUGGUGUGAGCAUGUACUGUAUUCCAUUUCUUCAACACCAGUUCCUUGAAAACCUAUUGGGUUUGCAAAAAAAAAAGAAAAAAAGUUGAAUGCACAAAUUUGAUUGCCCUGUGAAAAUACAUGCCUUGAAUCAAUUUUGGCUUCAGAAUUAUUUUCCAGUUGAUGCUGUCAGUUUAGAUUCCAUGCAUGACAUAAAAAUAUCAAAAUUUGCACGCAUGAUACAGGCCCACAGGGCAAGUACAACUGACUGCUGCACCCAAUUACAAAAGGUUUAACAGCGCGGGCAAUAGACAAGUCCACUGUUCGCCCGUCAGAAGAUUUAUGCUUUGAUUAUCUCAUCAGAUACAGCACAGAGAGUCAGCCAAUGAUGCGAAGGCUUUUCCUGUUUCAUCUUAUUUAGUGGCCUCCUAGAAAGGUGUUUUGGACUUUCGGAUUUCAUAAAAGGCCACGGCAGAACUUGCCAUCUCUAAUAACUCGAGGUGGUCUUACAACGGGGCAAAGCUGAUUUAAGGAGAUGGGCAUACAUGCCGAGCUGGGAUUGAAGUCUGUAAUGUCCUAUUCUAAGACGAGUUUAGCAUUUGCCAGGCUUAAGAAAAGAGGAGAUCAAUGACGCCUGCGAUGUACCGCCCAAAGGCCUGCAUCAAGUUAAAGUCACCUUAUUAAGAAUGUGUUGUGGUAUCGUUCAAUUGUCUCCGGAUAGGACAUGAUCUGGAUGGCUUGUAUUUUUCAGCAUUCGCCUUGUCCACUAAGAUGUGCAUGUUGACAUCUUUAGAUGCAUGACAUACUGGUAGCGCGUCGACUAUAACUCAAUGCGAAUGAGUAAAACCAACGUUUCUUGGUAACAAAAAUACUCAACUUAAAGACAUCAAGACAUCAAAACUACACCUCUGUACACCUGUAUAAUCUUAUGAGACCUAAUAUUAGGGAUGUAUGAAGUUAUGGCUGAAAAAUAAUUCUAAUAGGGAGCUGUCGAGUAUGUUGCAGUAAUGUCCGCAGACUUUUCCUGGAUCAGUUGAUGACUGAAUGAUGAAUGAUUGCAAAAGCCAUUGUUUUGUUCCCUUGGCCCAUUCUUCAAAAAUGUGUUAUUAUUGUGGUUGUCGUAUGCCAGAGUGCGAUAUCACUGCAUCGAGUUUCCACUUAGAUUUCGCAUUGCAGCGCAGGUUCUUUGGAAUUGCGGUUGUACUUUGUCAGAAAGUACGUCUUAAGAUGUGCAGAUCAAUUACAUGCACAACGGUGCAAACGCCAAACUUCAGCCAACUUGAACCCUCUGCUGAGGUCUGACCUAUCACGCUUUUGCAAAUACAUUUUGUAUGUUCCCCUAACCUGUUAAAAUAAACCUACAAGUAGACAAAUAUACCCUGUGCACCCAGAUGAAGCGGGGUCGGGUGUUAAAGAGUCUUAAAUUACAUCCCUGCAUGCUUGUCAAGCAAGAAAAGACAGUGGCUUACAGGAUUUUUUUUCAGCGUUGGAUAGCUGCGCUCUGACAGACGAGAGUGCAAAAAGGUCUUACAAAGGUUUUUGUGUUCAAGUGUUAAUAUCUACAGAAGGUGAGAGGGAGUUUGUGUGUCUUGGACAAGAGCAGCGUGUGGCGUUCACCGUGUCCCGAAGCUUGACGAAAGCCUGGCGCUCGUGUGUUUACGCAAGGAAGGAUCACAGUAAUGUUAUAGUUGAAGGUGUUACACCAAAACCAAUUAACAUCCAACUAUUAUUGCCGCAGUAUAAAGUAGUGUUGAUCUGCUGUUUUUCGACAUUUAAAAAUAGGCGAUUAGAUUCGGAUUUGGAUGCCGUGGCUCGAAGAUUAGGCGAUUUUCCGAGCUGUCUUGGAACAUCGCAACUGUGACUCGGGGUCGUUUGUCACCACUGCAAACACCGAUCACAAUUAGAAAUCAAUUGAAGAAAUGUACAUGUCCGACACUGCUGGGAAAUAAUGUUGAUUUCAUUUGAUUUAUUCAUUUUGUCAUUGUGGUAGCUAAUGGGCUGUGAGAGCAAUUUAAAUCAAAAUAGACCUUGAGAACGUUUAUAUUCAUAUUUCAAAAUGAUCGUUUGCGUAGCAUGUCUCGUCUCUGCGUGAUUAAAAGUGGCAGGUAAAGGACUGACUGUCCUGCAGACCUGUAUAUAACUUAUCUGAAGUUCUAAACAUGCCAAACAAGGUAAAGUGACCAGUUUAUGAUUGUAAUGUCAUUAUUUUGUCUUGAUUUGCUGCAACUAAUCAUCAUCAUUCGAGGACUUUGACCCCGCGUGAGAACACGGUCAAACCUUGGUCUGCUCCAUCUCGCAUAUUUGAGACUUUCAGUGGAUUACGAAAGCGCUUUAGAAAGCCAGGAGCCUAGUGCCUCAUUCAACAUCAGACAUUCCGCAUAUCAGCUUUGAAAUACCAUCUUUUUAAACUCCUUACUAUUUCAGAAUAAAAGUCCUAAUAUGGUCCUCGGGGAGGCCAACCAUCAGUUUCUUGCCAAAAAUAGGCAGUUUCACACAGAGUCGUCCGUAUGUACGCUGGCCUGCGAGUCAGAUGUUAUAAUGCGGGGGUUUCAAGAAUUCAGGCCAGGGAUACAAGAGCGGGGUUGACGUAUAGACUUCUCGUGGUUUUUUUCAAGUCUGUAUUGAAUGUGAGAGCGAGCCUUCAACGGAAAUGUGAACCUAUCUGAAGCACUUCAGUGUGUAUUCAGGGGUAUGUCUCUCAAAAGUCCUCGACUGUAAACGUUGUAAAAAUAUGUGAUGGUUCGAGGGUGGGGAAGGGUUGGCGGGGGUGCAUUUACUAUUGACAUUGGCCGCAGUUGAGUGAAGCUGGCCCACGUUUAAUUAGGUGACAAUGGAAGGCCUGUGCAGCCGGCGGAGGGCGAGACCGUCCUGGUGCGCGCACAGACACAUCGGGGGAUACGAGAAGGGGAGGGAAAAGACGGAAACGAGAAGGUGCUUUUCGCAGAGAUGACUUGCAGAUGUGAGGCCGUCGUGAACAUCUGCAGCUGGACGCGCCACUGACCACCCACCGGGUCUCGCAAUGUAUGUGCGUGUAAAAAAGUAAUGCCAACACGAGUAUCAUUCACUUUUGGGGUUUUCCUGUACUUUGCUCACAAUGUCGAAUGCGAUUAAAAAGUAACAGCACUUUCAUACGUAUUCAAAGACGAUUACGUUGAUUUGCAGGCUUGUGAGCGCACUAACAGCAGAUACAUUCAUUUGAUUGGUUCGGUCUGUGUGUUUAAAAUCGGAUGAAGGAGAUUUUCUUUUUUUCCAUCAAACCAAAUCACACUUUUCCUUCAAAAAAAAAAAAUAAAAAUCUUGUCACCAUGACCAUGUUAUUCUACCUCCACUGACCACACACUUGGCUAUGUUCUGCUCCGGAAAACAAGCAAACGGACACCAGUGCAAUUGGAGGAGGCCCAACCGGUUGAAUUUAAGUGAACUGGAUGGGAGCAUGCGGCUUAUAAGCAUUCGGAGUUUGACGCUUUGCAAAUAUUCAAAUUUCCUAAUAUGGUCAAAUGGUUCAGAUCCCUUUUUAAGAGUAUACUGUCGUGUGAAAAUACACUAUUUCCUGAAAGGGUACGAAAUAAAGCAUUUCAAAAAAGAAUAAUUCAAACAAAAAUAAAAAAAAAUAUGAAUAAAAGUCCGACAGCUGUGAUUUGCAUCCAUACCAAAGUUUGCAUGUUUGAAUCCAGGGAUGUAUAUGCUGUGUACAAUUUGAAAUCCUCACUGUACAAUUCCCAAGUACUUCAAGGCGGCCUCAGAAAUAUUUGACAGUGCGUGAUCGUACAGAUGACGUCAAAUUACAAGAAGGACAUUUCCAGGAGGGUUGCUACCUUUUGGAGCAUUGGGAAUUGGACUGGCUGCGACUGUUGUUUUCAUAAUCUCUAUCAGGGAUGGCCUUGGGAAUCCCAUAACAUUCAGUGUAUGUUUUUACAAGGCUCUUUCCUACAUAUUUUAAGUUUAUGAGAUUUUUCACCCUCUGGUGACAUUUCAUUUGUAUAAGUCAAACUUGUAUUUUCUACAGCACAUGGGUGUAUGAAGCGCUUGCCAUCAUAGCACCACUGUUCCCAUAACUCUGUGGCAAGAUUAUUUUAAUCCUUGUUGAAGUGGAGUCACAACCCACUCACUUUAAAUAAUACCUCAUCUGAGUUUCUCACAAGUCGGACAACCCAGUUUUGGUCAUGUUUACCCUUUCUAAGAAACAAAAUGCUAAGUCUGUCUUUCGUGGAGAUGGAUUGCUCAGAAAAAUAUCAUGGACUUCUCUGAUUUCCAUGAGAAAUUAUUUUCUUGAUCGUGAGGCUGUUUUUUUUUUCCCUUACAUUGACUGUCUGUCCUUGUUUUUUCAGUCUUCCGGAUGGUACCAAUGUUAUAUGCAUGGUUGUAAGUAGGACCCGACUGAUAUGGAUUUUUUGAGGCCAUGCCAAUUCUGAUAUUUGGCAGAAUAAAAUUCUGAUAACCGAUC
This is a messenger RNA of Phyllopteryx taeniolatus (common seadragon), 6548 nucleotides long. It is a transcript of the gene ntf3, whose product is annotated as neurotrophin 3. NCBI's taxonomy places the organism in Eukaryota, Metazoa, Chordata, Actinopteri, Syngnathiformes, Syngnathidae. The record is from RefSeq and is a predicted model, not a curated record. Gene Ontology annotation, biological process: nerve development; cell surface receptor protein tyrosine kinase signaling pathway; nerve growth factor signaling pathway. Bases 330 to 1274 code for a protein of 314 amino acids. Gene Ontology annotation, molecular function: nerve growth factor receptor binding; growth factor activity. The transcript is spliced from 4 exons.